UCGAGGUUUAGGAAGAGCAGAGUUCUUCACACUGGGAGACAAAAGAGACACGGAGACAUCAGCAUCAAAUUUCAUCUGUCUGAGGCUCUGCGACCGGCCUCCAACAUGCUUCGCUUGGUGGUCUACCUGACUGCAGUCCUCCAUUUUAGCACCUGUGGCUCAGAGGAGCUCUGCCAGGGAGAUCAGUGCGUCCUGUGCACCGUGACCGGCCCCACUGUCAUUGAUGUCCACAGCUCCGUCAGCUAUAUCGAGGACCGGUGUGGGUACACUCUGAUGAACACCUCAUCGAUCCCAGAUUUACUGGUCCACGCCACAUUCAAGGAACGACGCCGUCAAGAUGUCAGUUUUCUGGACCGUGUAAUCCUGUCUCUGGUUAAGCCAGGUGUUCAUAUUUAUCUGGAUCAAGGCGGGAGAGUUCAGCUGGACAACGUAACGAUGACGCUCAACACAACUGCCCAAGUCGUUCACGGUGUGGAGCUCUCUAAGAACAAGACCGGAGUGAGCGCCAAGAUGUCCAACUCGAACUACACAGUGACGGUCUUCUUUGAUGGCUACACCGCACAGAUACACAUUAAAGGACCAAGUGGACAAGUUCCAUUUGUGGAGGGUUUAUGUGGCAACUCCAGCAUCAGUGAAGCGAGGUCCUCUAACUACAGUGCCAGUGGGUGUGAGACGCAGUACGUGGACACCAGUAACAGUACGAUCGACUGCAACAAAACAACUGAACACUGUAAUCUGCUGAAGGAGGCGCCCUUCAACACCUCUCACAGCAACAUCAAACCUGACCCCUUCAUAACCGCCUGCAACUACACUUUGUGCAAAUAUCCUGCGGUGGACGGUCUCAAGUGUCAGUUCCUGGAGGCCUAUGCCAGAGCCUCCAGCCUGUUCAUCAAUGACACACUGGCGGGCUGGAGGACAAAUGCCAACUGCUCCGAAGAGCCUCAGGCCUUCUGUCAGGACCAGUUCUGCAGUGCUCAUGAAUUUUGCGGCGAUAACAGCGCCGGUAAUGGAACACGUUGUCACUGUCGGGCCAUAUUUGCCUCCCCUUACAGAUCCCAAAACUCUUUAGGUGAUUUGUUGGUGUGCAAUGGCACUUCUUCGCAUACUACCCUGGUUGGUUGUCUCCUGGAGGACAGAAACAUCCACUACACUGAAUUACACCUCUAUGACAGCUCAUGCAGAGCUGAACAGGACAACGUGACGCACGCGGUGACCAUAGCCUUUGACAGCGAGUCCAACCCCUGUGGGACGAUGAUCAAGAUGAGCAACGACAGCCAAUAUAUAAACAAGAAUGGCAUCAUGGUGUCGUCUAACAGCGAGGAAUUGCUCGACUUCAGCUGUCCCUUUUCUAUUCCAGCUAUAAGCUUCAAUUUCUCUAUGGAAAUCAAAAUCAAAGACAACACCAACAGCUCCACGGUCGCGUAUGCUACAUUUGGAUACUGGAACACCACUGUGACCAUGAAGGCCUACAGCGACCCCGGCCGCACACAGGCUGUGGAUGCGAACAGCACGCUCCACCUGAACCAGAAGAUCUGGUUUGAGUUGAAGGCGGACACCCUGGAUGAUCAGGUUGCUUUAGUGACGCACUCCUGCUAUGCAACCAGUGAACCAUCGGCCAAUUCGAGUCUGAGAUACAACCUCAUCAUCGAUGGCUGUGCAAACCCUGCCGACAACAGUGUGACUGUGGAGGGCAACGGGGAGAGUGCGUCCAACUACUUCUCCUUCAAAAUGUUCCAUUUCAGUGGGAAAUCUGGAGACGUCUUCCUGCAUUGCUCAAUGAGCCUGUGUGUCAAAGCCAACGAGACCUGUAACCCGAGCUGCGGUCAAAGUAAUAGGAGACGUAGAUCUGUCACAUAUGAAGAGGAAAAGCCAACCUUCAUCAUCAUGGCCUGGGGCCGUUAGGUUGUUUCCACGGUGACUCUGCGACGUGUAGACCUCCGGAACGAGUCCCGAUCAAGAGUCUGGACGCCUGAAUAUCUUCAAUUUUAUAAACAUCUCCUGAAAAGAUUAGCUCAGUUAAUCAUCGCUGUGAAGUGUAGCAGCCAAUCAACUGUCUGAAUGAGUGUCUUCAGCACUGUGUUACAUCUUUUCACUGUCCCUCUAGGAUCUCACACUUUUGUAAUAAUUAUUGGGCCCCAAAAAUGUUCUUUAAAGUCUCAUAUUUGAAAUUAUUUUGAGAUGUAUUUUAAGGGUUAGACCACAAAAAAAAAAAAAAGACAAAAUGUGAUUUCCUACACGGACAGAUUCUAAUUAUAGUUUCUUUCUGCUCAUACUAUACGGGGUCUCUAUAUAUGGACUAUAUUUACAGUCCAACCUUAAAGAUAAUUAAAAUAUUUUCUAUCUUUCUUUAUGUAAGAUUAGAAAAUACAGACGUAGAGUCAGGACAAGGUUAGCUUAACUUGUGUGCAGGAGGCACAGAAGUGUUUUAUUUUAUUAAAUAAUACAUUUUAGAGAGUUUCCCCAAAUCACAUUUAAUUAGAUAAUUGUAGGAUGAGUAAUAAAGAGGAAGUUAAUCGAGGCUUGUUCAACUGUAAUUGGAGGACAGAGUAAAAAAGGGGGCGGGGCUUAAGACAGGUAAAUUAACAGCGUUGUAUCUAACUUGUUUAAUCUGUACACAAACAGAGGAGGAGUUACAGGCGGGAACAAUUUCUUGGUGAACAACCGGUCGCGCUAACCUCCUGGCGAUAGAAAUUGUUCCAGCACAUAACUCUCUAAACCCACAAACAUAUAUAUUAUUAUUAUAUUUCCAUUUGUAAAUGGAUUAAACAAACAAUAUACAACAUAGCUGGCCGUAUCUCCCUGCGUCCAGUCUUUAUUCGAAGCUAAGCUAACCACGUCCUGACUCCAGCAGUCAAUG
Messenger RNA from Dicentrarchus labrax (European seabass), 2857 nucleotides. Its product is annotated as alpha-tectorin-like. The transcript is spliced from 14 exons. Bases 106 to 1902 code for a protein of 598 amino acids. The record is from RefSeq and is a predicted model, not a curated record. NCBI's taxonomy places the organism in Eukaryota, Metazoa, Chordata, Actinopteri, Moronidae.